Plasmodium cynomolgi strain B is the source of this 521-nucleotide messenger RNA. RefSeq names its product Pv-fam-d protein. Lineage: Eukaryota; Apicomplexa; Aconoidasida; Haemosporida; Plasmodiidae. The transcript has 2 exons. The annotation marks the transcript as partial. The record is from RefSeq and is a predicted model, not a curated record.
AAGAGUAUCUUAUACAAAGAAAUACUAACCAUUCCCACAUUUUAGUAAUCAUAGAAAAAUACCGUAUGAGAGAAAGGACAAAUAAAUACUUUUAUCUUUUUAGUAAGGUUUUUACAUAUUCCAUUUUAAUAUGGAUAUGGCAGCGUUUCGAGGAGUCACCUUCCUGCGGGAAACCAUGGAACACAGAAGGCAAACAAAAUGACUCUUCGGGGGUAAGGGCUAGUAGAUUACUAGUGGGAGACGCCAUUAUGGAAUUUCAACAGGGCUAUCCGGAACACAGAGAAAGAUAUAUGGUAGCCCCAGGAGGUCACAGAGAAGGUGAAUUUUCACACCACUUACCUUCAGUGCUGAAAGAUAGACGUAUUCGAAAGCAAAUUAAAAAAGUGCUAAAAAGUAAAAGACAACACGGCCAAACAAAUGAUUUAAGGUUUAAUAAUACUAUUGAUAAACUACAAAAUUUAUUGCAAGGUAAGAGAGGCUAUGCGGAAUUAUCGCAUAAACACUUUCCUAAUAAUAAUUAU